Messenger RNA from Brassica rapa (field mustard), 816 nucleotides. RefSeq names its product ribulose bisphosphate carboxylase small chain F1, chloroplastic. NCBI's taxonomy places the organism in Eukaryota, Viridiplantae, Streptophyta, Magnoliopsida, Brassicales, Brassicaceae. The record is from RefSeq and is a predicted model, not a curated record.
GUUCUCACUAUAUAAAGAUGACCAAAGCAAUAGACAAGCAAGUAAAAGAAAGGAGAAAAAGAAGAAGAAGAAGAAGAGAAGAACUAGUACGUAAUGGCUUCCUCUAUGCUCUCCUCUGCCACCGUGGUUAGCUCACCGGCUCAAGCGGCCAUGGUUGCUCCAUUCACAGGCUUGAAGUCAUCCGCUGCAUUCCCAGUCACUCGCAAGACCAACACUGACAUUACUUCCAUUGCAAGCAAUGGAGGAAGAGUUAACUGCAUGAAGGUGUGGCCACCAGUCGGAAAGAAGAAGUUUGAGACUCUCUCUUACCUUCCUGAUGUUACUGACGUCGAAUUGGCUAAGGAAGUUGACUAUCUUCUUCGCAACAAGUGGAUUCCUUGUGUUGAAUUCGAAUUGGAACAUGGAUUUGUAUACCGUGAACACGGAAACACACCCGGAUACUAUGACGGACGUUACUGGACAAUGUGGAAACUUCCUUUGUUCGGAUGCACUGACUCUGCUCAAGUGUUGAAGGAAGUGCAAGAGUGCAAGACGGAAUACCCUAACGCUUUCAUUAGAAUCAUCGGAUUCGACAACAACCGUCAAGUCCAGUGCAUCAGUUUCAUCGCCUACAAGCCACCAAGCUUCACCGGCGCUUAAUUUUGUUGUCUAAAACAUUCAUAUAAUAAUCUUCACUCAUUUCGUUUCCAAUUAUCUGUCCUUUUUGCUUUUUGAAUUUUUGUUUCUGAGAAUUCUCUAUCGUAUUGUCAAAUGUCUGAUUUAUGAAUAUGUAACUUCUAUAUCACUUCUUCUUCUUAGUUAAUUUCCAAUGUUAAA